Messenger RNA from Centropristis striata (black sea bass), 11650 nucleotides. RefSeq names its product kalirin RhoGEF kinase a (gene kalrna). Gene Ontology annotation, biological process: protein phosphorylation. The record is from RefSeq and is a predicted model, not a curated record. Gene Ontology annotation, molecular function: ATP binding; guanyl-nucleotide exchange factor activity; protein binding. The transcript has 68 exons. The coding region runs from base 165 to 9245 and encodes 3026 amino acids. Lineage: Eukaryota; Metazoa; Chordata; Actinopteri; Perciformes; Serranidae. Gene Ontology annotation, cellular component: cytoplasm.
AAGAAAGAAAGAAAGCAGGCGAGGCGGGAUGGAGGGAGACACAGAGAGGUAAAACGGACAGAACAUGUGAGGAAUAAAAGACGGGAGGAUUUUCCGGACCGGAGGGCUUUUUUUAUUCCCGUCUUUUCUUUUUCUCGGUGGAUUGUAUUGAACCGGAUUCCAAUAUGAACCCUGCAGAAGCGGCCGAGGAGGCGCCCAGCGACCCCGACACUGAUGCCUUCUACAAAACAGGGUCACUGAGGACUGAAGGCAUCAAGGCGUCUGAUGUUCUUCCUGUGCUGAAGGAGAAAGUUGCCUUCGUCUCUGGUGGGCGGGAUAAAAGAGGUGGACCCAUCCUGACAUUUCCUGCGAGGAGUAACCACGACCGAAUAAAACAAGAAGACCUGAGGAGGCUCGUCACCUACCUGUCUACUGUUCCCAGCGAGGAUGUAUGUAAACGUGGUUUUACUGUCAUCAUCGACAUGCGUGGAUCUAAGUGGGAGCUGAUCAAGCCUCUGCUGAAGACCCUGCAGGAGUUUUUCCCCGCUGAGAUCUGCGUGGCGCUCAUCAUCAAACCGGACAACUUCUGGCAGAAGCAGAAGACGAACUUUGGCAGCGCGAAAUUCUCCUUUGAGACCAGCAUGGUGUCAGUUGAAGGUCUGUCCAAACUGGUGGAUCCCUCCCAGCUGACGGACGACUUUGAAGGCUCUCUGGACUACAACCAUGAAGAGUGGAUGGAGCUUAGAGUGUCCCUGGAGGAGUUCAUGUCCAAUGCUGUUCACCUGCUGUCCAGACUGGAGGACCUGCAGGAGCUUCAAUCCAAGAAGGAGUUUCCUGCAGAUGUGGAGGGAUCUCGUCGGCUGAUCGAUGAGCACACACAGCUGAAGAAAAAGGUGCUAAAGGCUCCAGUGGAGGAGUUGGACCGGGAAGGCCAGAGGUUACUGCAGUGUAUUCGAUCUAGUGAUGGUUUUUCUGGGAGAAACUGCAUCUCAGGCUCUGCUGACUUCCAGAGCUUGGUGCCCAAGGUGGCCAGUCUGCUGGAUAAGCUCCACUCCACAAGGCAGAACCUCCAUCAGAUGUGGCACGUCAGGAAGCUGAAGCUUGACCAGUGUUUCCAACUGCGUCUGUUUGAGCAGGAUGCAGAGAAGAUGUUUGACUGGAUCAGCCACAACAAGGAAGUGUUCCUGCAGAGUCACACAGAGAUUGGCCGAGCAUACCAACACGCUGUGGAGCUGCAGACUCAACACAACCACUUCGCCAUGAACUCCAUGAAUGCCUAUGUAAAUAUCAACAGAAUCAUGUCGGUGGCGAGUCGCCUGGCAGAGGCAGGUCACUACGCCUCCACACAGAUAAAACAGAUCUCGACUCAGCUGGAUCUGGACUGGAAAAGUUUUGCUGCAGCACUUGACGAGCGCUCCACCAUCCUCGCCAUGUCGUCCGUCUUUCACCAGAAGGCUGAACAGUUUCUGUCAGAGGUUGAGGCCUGGUGUAAGGUCUGCAGUGAGGGAGGGCUGCCCUCUGAGAUGCAGGAGCUGGAAAUCGCCAUCCACCGCCACCAGAGCCUGUACGAGCAGGUCACCCAGGCUUACACUGAGGUGAGUCAGGAUGGUAAAGCCCUGUUGGACGUCCUCCAGAGACCUCUGAGUCCCGGCAACUCUGAAUCCCUGACAGCCACCGCCAAUUACUCCAAGGCGGUGCACUGCAUCCUGGAUGUAGUUCAUGAAGUUCUUCACCAUCAGCGCCGCCUCGAGAAUAUUUGGCAGCAUCGAAAGGUCCGACUGCACCAGAGACUGCAGCUGUGUGUGUUCCAGCAAGAUGUACAGCAGGUGAUGGACUGGAUAGAGAACCACGGCGAGGCCUUCCUCAGCAAACACACUGGUGUCGGGAAAUCCCUUCACAGAGCCCGAGCCCUGCAGAAGAGACAUGACGACUUUGAAGACGUAGCUCAGAACACGUACACUAAUGCAGACAAGCUGCUGGAGGCGGCGGAACAACUGGCUCAGACAGGAGAAUGUGACCCAGAGGAAAUCUAUAAGGCAGCCCGGCACCUGGAAGUCCGAAUCCAGGACUUCGUCCGCCGAGUCGAACACAGGAAGCUGCUGCUCGACAUGUCCGUCUCCUUUCACACACACACCAAGGAGCUGUGGUCGUGGAUGGAGGAGCUACAGAAGCAGCUGCUGGACGAGGUGUGCUGCGACUCGGUGGACUCAGUUCAGACUCUGAUCCAGCAGUUUCAGCAGCAGCAGACCGCCACACUGGAGGCAACGCUCAAUGUGAUUAAAGAGGGAGAGGAAUUAAUACAGCAGCUCAGAGAUGCUGCCAUGUCGACCAAUAAGACGCCACACUGCAGUUCUAUCGCACACAUCCAGGGGGUGCUGCAGCAGCUGGACGAGGCCCAGGGCCAGAUGGAGGAGCUGUUCCACGAACGCAAAAUCAAGCUGGACAUCUUCCUCCAGCUACGCAUAUUCGAGCAGUACACUAUAGAGGUCACAGCGGAGCUGGACGCCUGGAACGAGGAUCUAUCGCGUCAGCUGAACGAUGCCAGCCGAUCAGGCGCUAGCAGCGGCAGCAGCAGCGGGGGAGGCGGCGCCUCCUCUUCCAGUGGCGCGGAGGACAUCGGCCUGGCAGAGCAGCGGCUGAAACGACACGCUGAGAGGAAAGCGGCCAUGAACAACAUGACCUAUGAAGUGAUGCAGCAGGGUCAAGACCUGCACCAGUACAUCAUGGAAGUCCAGGCUUCAGGGAUUGAGCUGACAGGGGAGAAGGACAUGGACUUGGCCUCUCAGGUCCAGGAGCUGCUGGAGUUCCUCCAUGAGAAGCAGCAGGAGGUGGAGCUAAACGCACAGCACACACACACGCGGCUGGAGCAAAUCCUGCAGCUGCGCCACCUACAGGCCGAGGUCAAACAGGUGUUGGGUUGGAUUCGUAAUGGCGAGUCCAUGUUGAACGCCAGCAUGGUGAACGCCAGCUCUCUGUCUGAGGCCGAGCAGCUGCAGAGGGAGCAUGAGCAGUUCCAGAUGGCUAUAGAGUCUCUCUUCCAUGCUAACUCUCUCCAGAAGACACAUCAGAGCGCUCUGCAAGUCCAGCAGAAAGCUGAGAUGAUGCUGCAGGCCGGUCACUAUGAUCCCGAGGCAAUCAGAGGCUGUGCUGAGAAGGUGGCCGUUCACUGGCAGCAGCUGAUGCUGAAGAUGGAGGACCGCCUGAAGCUCGUCAAUGCCUCUGUGGCGUUUUACAAGACGUCAGAACAGGUGUGCAGCGUGUUGGAGAGCCUGGAGCAGGAGUAUCGUCGGGAUGAGGACUGGUGUGGCAGCCACGAUAAACUGGGAAUGUCGGGCGACUGUGAACACCUUAUACCUCUGAUCAGUAAACACCUGGAGCAGAAAGAAGCUUUCCUCAAGGCUUGCACUCUGGCCCGGAGGAACGCUGAGGUGUUUCUAAAGUACAUCCACAGAAACAAUGUGAGCAUGCCCGGAGCCGCCGGCCACACCAGAGGACCCGAACAACAAGUGAAAGCCAUUCUGAAUGAGCUGCUGCAGAGAGAGAACAGAGUCCUUCACUUCUGGACGCUAAAGAAACGAAGGCUGGACCAGUGUCAGCAGUACUUGGUGUUCGAACGCAGCGCCAAACAGGCACUGGAUUGGAUCCAAGAGACAGGUGAAGUUUACCUGGCCAAACACACGUCACCUGGUGACAGCAGCGAGGAAACACAGCAGCUCCUCAACGACUACCAUCACUUCAGACUUUCUGCCAAGCAAACCAAGGAGAAGGUGAAGCUGCUGAUCCAGUUGGCGGACAACCUGGUGGAGAAAGGCCAUGCCCACGUGUCGGAGCUGAAGCGCUGGGUCAGCACGGUGGACCGCAGAUACCGUGACUUCUCCCUGCGCAUGGGCAAAUACCAGGAGAGCCUGGAGAGGAGCCUGGGGGUCAGCUCGGAGGACAAUAAAGAUCUGGAGUUGGACAUCAUCCCUGCCAGCCUGACGGACGACCCUGAGGUCAAACUGCGUGACCCCAACCACGAGGUCAAUGAGGAAAAGAGGAAGUCGGCCAGGAAGAAAGAGUUCAUCAUGGCUGAGCUGCUGCAGACAGAGAAGACCUAUGUCAGAGACCUCCACGAGUGUCUAGAGAACUACCUGUGGGAGAUGACCAACGGUGUGGAAGAGAUUCCUCCAGGCAUCGCCAACAAGGAGCACAUCAUCUUCGGCAACAUGCAGGAUAUCUGCGACUUCCACAACAAUAUUUUCCUGAAGGAGCUGGUGAACUAUGAGCAGCUGCCAGAGGAUGUUGGUCACUGCUUCGUCACCUGGGCUGAUAAGUUUCACAUUUAUGUGGAUUACUGUAAAAACAAACCAGACUCCAGUCAGCUCAUUCUGGAGCAUGCCGGCACCUUCUUCGAUGAUAUUCAGCAGAGACGUGGACUGGCUAACUCCAUCUCCUCCUACCUCAUCAAACCUGUCCAGAGGAUCACCAAGUACCAACUACUGCUGAAGGAGUUACUGUCAUGUUGUGAGGAGGGUAAAGGGGAGAUUAAAGAUGGUUUGGAGGUGAUGCUCAGUGUUCCUAAGAGAGCCAAUGAUGCCAUGCAUCUCGCCAUGUUGGAGGGCUUUGAGGAGAACCUGGAGGUGCAGGGUGAGCUGAUCCUGCAGGACAGUUUCCAGGUUUGGGAUCCACGCUCACUGAUCAGGAAGGGGCGGGACAGACACCUCUUCCUGUUCGAGUUCUCCCUGGUCUUCAGCAAGGAGAUCAAAGACUCAGCUGGCAGAACCAAGUACCAGUACAAGAACAAACUACUGACGUCAGAGUUGGGGGUGACGGAGCACAUUGAGGGCGACCCAUGUAAAUUUGCUCUUUGGGCAGGAAGAACCCCCUCCUCUGAUAAUAAAACGGUGCUAAAGGUGUCCAAUAUGGAAGCUAAACAGGAGUGGAUUAAAAACAUCAGGGAGGUGAUCCAGGAGAGGAUGACUCACCUGAAGGGGGCGCUCAAGGAGCCUCUUCAUCUGCCCAAAACACCAGCGCUGACCAAACCCAGGAAUAACACUAAGAGGGAGGGAGGUGAAGAUGGAGACAGUCAGGGAGACGGCAGCAGCCAACCAGAUACCAUCUCCAUCGCAUCCAGGACGUCCCAGAACACUGUAGACAGCGACAAGCUCUCUGGUGGUUGUGAGUUGACAGUCGUCCUUCACGACUUCACAGCAGGAUGCAGCACGGAGAUGUCCGUCAGCACUGGCCAGACGGUGGAGCUGCUGGAGCGGCCGAGCGAGCGGCCCGGUUGGUGUCUGGUGCGAACCACCGAACGCAGCCCGCCGCAGGAGGGCCUGGUCCCCAGCUCCACGCUCUGCGUGUCCCACUCACGCUCCAGCGUGGAGAUGGACUGCUUCUUUGGCUCGGGGAAAGAAAACUAUCCAGUGGGCAGCUCUGAUGGAAAGACAGAGUCUGUGGCGAACCUCCAGCCGCAGCCUUCCCUCAGCUCGCUGCAGUCCAGCUCUCCUGGUCCCAAACGCUCUGGGAACACUCUGAGGAAAUGGCUGACCAGUCCGGUGCGCCGCCUCAGCCACGGCAGCUCCGUCAAGAAGCCCCCCAACAACAAGCAGAAGAAGACUGGACCAGGCUCAGGAAGAGAGGAGAGCAGGAAGAGUAUUGACCUCGGACAACCUGACCAUGCCCUGCAGGAUGACAUCAUCGAUGAGGGAUUCAUCAGUAAGGAAGGUAACAUCCUGUCUAAGACCUCGUCUGGGAUGCAGAGCGGCGGGGAGGAGGAGCAGGACGAGGAGGCCCACACCCCUCUGCCUCCCCCCAUGGAGAUCAUCAAGGACCCCUCGGCUCAGGACGACAAGUCUUCAUCCUUGCUAACGUCUCUGCAAUCGUCCUCUGAGGUGCCCAGCGCUGCAGAGCUGGUUAGCGCCAUAGAAAAACUGGUUAAAACCAAGAUGACUCUGGAACCAGGAGCGUACCCGGGCUUCUCCCCUCUCUCUCCUCCAGAGCAAACCACUCCAGUCCAGCCACGAAACCCUGAACUGGAGCAGCGAGCCAAAGCUAUGAGAGGACGGAUGUUUGUCCUGAACGAGCUAAUUCAGACAGAGAAGGACUACGUCAAAGAUCUGGGCAUCGUGGUGGAGGGCUUUAUGAAGAAGGUCGAGGAGAAGGGCGUCCCUGAUGACAUGAAAGGAAAAGACAAAAUAGUCUUCGGGAACAUCCAUCAGAUCUACGACUGGCACAGAGACUUCUUCGUAGGAGAGUUGGAGAAAUGUCUAGAAGACCAUGAACACCUUCCUGAGCUCUUCAUCAAACAUGAGAGAAGACUCCACAUGUAUGUGGUUUAUUGUCAGAAUAAGCCGAAGUCAGAGUUCAUCGUAGCAGAAUAUGACACAUUCUUUGAUGGAAUCCAGCAGGACACCCAGUCUAGGUUGACCAUCAGUGACUUCCUGAUCAAACCCAUCCAGAGAAUCACCAAAUACCAGCUGCUACUGAAGGACUUCUUGAAGUACAGCUCUAAAGCAGGCAUGGACUGUGAACAAAUUGAGAAAGCGGUAGAUUUGAUGUCUCAGGUCCCUAAACUGUGUAACGACAUGAUGAAUUUGGGACGACUGCAGGGAUACGAGGGUAAACUGACGUGUCAGGGCAAACUGCUGCAGCAGGAAACCUUCUUUGUAACGGAACAGGACGCCGGCGUCCUGUCGCGCUCCAAAGAACGGCGAGUUUUCCUCUUCGAGCAGAUCGUCAUCUUCAGUGAGCUGCUCAGGAAAGGAUCGUCCACGCCAGGAUACCAGUUCAAGAAGAGCAUCAAGGUAUCCUACCUGGGUCUGGAGGACAGUGCGGAUAACGAUCCCUGUAAAUUUGUCUUGUCGUGUCGUGGCUCGUCGGAGCGUUUCACCCUGCAGGCCGCCAACGUCGACAUCAAGCAGGUCUGGGUCCGACACAUACAGGACGUCCUGGAUGCUCAGAGCAACUUCCUGUCUGCUCUGCAGUCUCCCAUCGAGUACCAGAAGGAGAUGGGCGGAGCGGGUUCCGGCUCCUCGCUGACCAGGAACCGCUCGUCCUCGGGGAACCGGCCCACCAUGUCGCCUCACAGCCGUCCAUCCUCAGCGGUCGGGCUCGGGGACAAGGAGACGGAGAGAGGGAGGACGAAGAUGAAAGUGUCCACCUCAAACGGCGGUUCGACAUGUUUCGAUUCCAGGGACCCUGACGGCGGUUGUAACGGCGUCUCCUCCACCAUGCUGGUCUCUCAGGACUACUCGGCGCUCAAGGAGAACGAGGUCUGUGUCAGCCAGGGGGAGACGGUCCAGAUCUUGGCCACCAAUCAGCAGAACAUGUACCUUGUUUACCGGCCAGCCAACAGCCAGUCUCCGGCGGCAGAGGGCUGGGUGCCGGGACACAUCCUGGGCCCACUCACAAAGCCCAUAAAAGACUCUUCUUCUACUUCGUCCUUCUCGGCGGUGGUAGCCGAUGCCAACAACAUCAAGAAGUCUCUGUCGUGGAACACGCUGCGCGCCAGGAAGCGCGCCGAAGCCAAGGAUGCCUCCUUUGUGGGGGUCAGAGGUCAGGAGAACGGUCUCCUCCGUAAGCCCAAAGAAACCACGCCCCCUCCCACGCUCGCCUCCCCCGCCACCAGGGCGAAGGGCAAAGACGUUCACACUUCAGAUGAGUCUGACUGUGAUGAUGACCUUGACCCAAAAACAGGAAUGGAGCUUCUGAACCCAAACUUCAUCCAGGAAGUGGCUCCAGAGUUCCUCGUCCCUCUGUCAGAUGUGGUGUGUGCGUUCGGAGAGACCGUGGUCCUCUGCUGUAAAGUCUGUGGGCGACCCAAACCCUCCGUCACCCUGAAGGGCCCCGACCAGAACCCAGUGACCAGCAACAACCGCUUCACCAUCGAAUUCAGGGAUACAGGUGACAUCCUAUUGAAGAUUUGUAAUCUGAUGCCUCAGGACACAGGGAUCUACACCUGCGUUGCAGUUAACGACCAUGGCUCGGCCUCGUCCUCCGCCUCUAUUAAAGUUCAAGGUAUCCCAGCAGCCCCGGGGAGGCCGGUGGCCCAGGAGGCCAGCAGCACGGCCGUGAUGAUCCACUGGCCCCCUCCAGCUUCAUCCGCUCACUGUGCUGUCAGCAGCUACACUGUGGAGUACAGACAGGAAGACUCAUUGCUGUGGCAGCAGGUGGCGAGCAGCAGAGAGGAGUGUGUUCAGAUCGACACUCUGAUCCCCGGAGGUCACUAUCAGUUCAGAGUGCGAGCCUCAAACCGCUGGGGCAUCGGCCCGCCGUCUGAGCCCUCAAACAUGGUCACACUGCCCAGCAGCAACUCAGGGUACGAUGGGACAGGGAUCAACUGGAAAGAAAACUUUGAGUCAACCUUCUCUGAGAUCUGUGAGAUUGGAAGGGGACGAUUUUCAGUGGUGAGAAAAUGUCUCAACAAGUCUACAAAGAAAGAGGUUGCCGUUAAGUUUGUGAGUAAGAAGAUGCAGAAGAAGGAGCAGGUGGCUCACGAGGCGGACGUCCUCCAACACGUGCAGCAUCACCAGCUGGUGGCACUGUUGGACACAUACGAGUCUCCGACCUCUCUGAUGCUCAUCCUGGAGCUGCUGGAGGACGGCCGGUUGCUUGAUUACCUCGUCGCUCACGAUGAGCUGAUGGAGGAGAAGGUGGCGUUCUUCAUCAGAGAGACAUUAGAGGCUCUGCAGCACCUUCACACCUGCAGAGUGGCACAUCUGGAUCUGAAGCCCGAGAACAUCAUUGUGGACCUCCACUCUCCGACCCCGGGCAUUAAGCUCAUUGACCUCGGCGACGCUGUGCAGCUGUCCGCCCAUCGCCGCUACGUCCACCUCCUGCUCGGAAACCCAGAGUUCGCUGCACCCGAGCUUAUCUGUGGGACGCCGGUGUCCAUCGCGACAGACGUGUGGAGCGUGGGCGUGCUGGCUUACGUCAUGCUCAGCGGCGUUUCCCCGUUUCUGGACGAAUCUCCGGAAGAAACCUGCGUCAACAUCUGCCGCCUGGACUUCUGCUUCCCGGACGACUACUUCCGCGACGUGAGUCAGGCGGCAAGGGAUUUUGUGUCCUCGGUGCUGCAGCAGGAUCCCAGGAAGAGGCCGAGCGCUACUUCCUGUCUGCAGCACCCGUGGGUGGGCCGCGGGGGUGCACAUGGCGGGGAAUACUCCAAGACGCCCCUGGACACGACGCGUUUAGCCACAUUCAUUGACCGAAGAAGACAGCUGCACGAUGUCCGGCCCAUCACUAAUAUCAAAGGGCUGGUGAGCAGCAGCAUGGGCAAUACACUGUGACGGAGACAAGCUCAGUUACCGCCACAAUAACAUGACAAUAUAUUUUAAGCAUUUAAUUAACUUUAGUAUUUAUUAAUGUAUGAGUGAGAACGUGUUUUGGUGCCUGAGUCCUUCCUUUGGUGCGAGAUUUAAUCUUCUUCCCAGGCCACUCUGUCACCACUAGACCAAACUUAUAAGCAGAAGUGCUAAUGAAAUAUAUGGCUUUACGAUAUUUAAUAACCGACUAACACUUCAGCUGAUCUGUAUUCACCUGGUAUCAACUUUACAUAUGAAGCGGGUCCCAUUAACUGCCUAGAACAGCCCAUAAAAACCCAAAGAAAUUACCUCAAAGGUGAUAAAAUGAGCAUUUAGAAAACACUGUGAGCAGGCGUCAUAACAACAUGUUAGAUUAUAUUUGUAAUGUUUAUUUUUCCAGGGACAGAUGAUAGUAUAUUGAAGGCAGGUAAUGUUAGGAGCUUAUCUUGUCUCUUUCACUUUGUUCUGCAGAUUUGUUGCUGCUCUGCUUACAUGCUCUGCUAACAGAAAAUGAACAUAUUCAAAAUAUUUUGUGAGUUUCUGACAGUGAUAUUUUUGCCUGACCUGUGAUAUCAGAGAGUUGGUCAGCAGCAGAAAUGGUAAUGCACUGUGACAAAACUGCUAACGAUGGCUUUAAUUUGAAUUGGUAUCAUGAGAGACUCUCAUGGAGGAUUAAAGAGUCUUAAUCUCUGACUGAUUAAAGCUACAGAGGAAACAUACAGAACACAUUUUAAUGCUGGUUUAGUUGCUGUUCUUAUCCUGGGUCAGUGACUAUGUUUACAUGCACAAAAUAAGGUAAAUAAAAAUCAAUAUCCACUAACAUCCCUGUUUUCAUGCAGCCACAUUUUCCACAGGUAGUUAACUUACGCCCUCCCUCUUUCAUGCCUUUGACCACAUUCUUGCAAAACUCAGUGUUGCAAUAUUUGUGCAUAUCCAAAAACCAGUUGUUAUCCAAGCCUUUUAUAAUGUUUAAAAGAAGCGUGUUUCUCCUUCCCACAUAAAAUAUGAGGUUUUCUUUUGGGCAUGCAUCUCUCCAAAACCUUGAAAACUGUUGGCUAGUUGGUUUGUAUACAACAAACAUGGCAACACACAGAGAUGACAGUAAACAAACAACAAGCUGUGUCGCGAAUUGCAGUAAAAACCUAAACUGAGAUGCAUAUUGUGAACUGUACACAUGUCGGCAGGUUUGCAUUUCAAUCGGAAAAAUCUGACAUUCGGAAUAAGACCUAAUUGUGAAGAUCCUGUUUACAUGAUCCAUAUCAAAUUUAGGAUAUUGACAUAUUCUGAAUAAGGUCAUAUACCUAUGCAUGUAAACAUAGUCAAUGUCUUGAUAAAGAACAGUUUUACAGGAUAAUUAGAUUUUGUGGACUGAUCCUGGGACUGUCACUGCAUAUUAAAACAUCUGCCUCACAGUAACAAAGGAAGCUGUUAAAUUGUGAUAAGAGAUUUCAGCAGAGCUAUGAGGAGUGGGUGGAACAGGCAGACAUGUCUCUCAGUAGCGGGGAUGUUCUGCUAAAUGUGUUGCCGAGGAGAAGGAAAAAAGCUCCACACUAACUGAAAACAUUUUAAGACCUUCUUGUCCAAAUCACUGGUGCAAAAAUCCUCUCCAUGUAAUCCAUUAAAAGAAGAAAAAGCUGUCUAAUAAACGAUAGAAAGCCUGAGUAUUUUAAAAGGAUUUCCUGCACAUUAACAUCUGUAGCUGCGAUUUAAAUCCACCAUCAUGGAAGCUUCUUGGACUGGAUGUAACGGCACUGAACCCUUGCUGUGAUAUACCUUUAAUUUAUUGAAUGUUAAUUUAUUUCAGGACUGAGUUUGAGAGUGAAACCAUCAGUCUGAUGUUAUGUGACUUAAUCAAAGCGGACUGCAGUCACCAAACAGCUGCUGGACUGAGCAGCGGCCGAGUUUACGUUGUGAAUAGUGUCGUAGUGAGCUGCUGGAGUUCACAUCAAACCACUGACUGAUCCAGACUGAACUGGACUACUAUGAACUGGGUUUAAAUGGGCAGUUGUAGCUGGUAGCAUCACGACAAGGAAGGUGGGGGGGAAAACCCUCGUAGAGCAAGAAGAGGACAACUGGACCUAACACAGGAACACAAAAGGCAUCAUGGAGACUGAAAGCCUUUCUAGAGGACACAUAUAAUUUGUUCGUAUCACUGUUUACAAAUUCUUUGUCGAAAAAAUGCUUAGGUAGUUUACAAAAAAAGUAGAAUAAUCAGGGAAAACCUGCAUGUAAAUUCACCAGGGAUGGUUUAGAAAUCAGGUUAGAAGUGUGUGACAUUUGGUGUUGAGGUGGGAACUGAACUCCACCCUGAAAUGUUUGUACAUUUGUCCACCAGCCACUGUGGCGAGUAACCACCCAUCCGUAGUGUUUGGGUCCCAUUUCAUCUGUCU